CUUCCUUCCUUGCCUUCUCCCCCUAUAAAUCCCUUCUCUCUCUCUCUCUCUCCUUACAUCCUUCUCUAGUCAAAAUUAUCACAAAAUGGCAAAGCCCAAUUCCCCUGCUUUCUUCAUCCUCUGUUUCUCCAUGCUCUGUUUUCUCCUGCAUGUCUCUGUUUCCCGUUCCCAACAACUCCUCCUCCCUCUAACCCAUUCCCUCUCCACAACCCAAUUCGCCUCCACCCACCACCUCCUCAAAUCCGCCUCCGCCCGCUCCGCCUCCCGCCACCGCCACCACCGUCAUCACAAGGCUCACCGCCAAGUAUCACUUCCCCUGUCUCCGGGCAGCGAUUACACCCUCUCCUUCACUCUCGACACCAGCCCACCCCAGCACGUCUCUCUAUACCUCGACACCGGUAGCGAUCUCGUCUGGUUCCCUUGCCGCCCCUUCGAAUGCAUCCUCUGCGAAGGCGAGACCGAAACCCAAUCCUCCGCCGCGGCAGCGAUUCUCGCCAAUCUCUCCUCCGCUGCAGCCGCAGUCCCCUGUAAAUCGGCCGCCUGCUCCGCCGUCCACUCCAAUCUCCCCUCCUCCGACCUCUGCGCAAUCGCCAAUUGCCCCUUGGAAUUGAUCGAAACCUCCGAUUGUCAGUCCUACAAGUGCCCUUCCUUCUACUACGCUUACGGCGACGGAAGCUUAGUGGCGCGGCUUUACACCGACGCCGUUACCCUUCCGUUAGCGUCUCCGUCGCUCAAGCUCCGGAAUUUCACUUUCGGGUGCGCCCACACUGCGCUGGCGGAGCCAGUGGGAGUCGCCGGGUUCGGCAGGGGAGUGCUUUCCCUGCCGGCACAGCUCGCCGCCGAUUCGCCUCAGCUCGGAAACCGAUUCUCCUAUUGCUUGGUCUCCCACUCGUUCGACUCCGAUCGUGUCCGCCGGCCGAGCCCGCUGAUUCUGGGACGGUACGACGAGAAGGAGAAGCGUAGAGGCGGCGGCGGUGAUGAGGAAAAUGACCCGACCCGGUACUUCUACACCUCGUUGCUGGACAACCCGAAGCAUCCGUAUUUCUACACGGUAGGGCUGGAGGGGAUUUCGGUCGGGAAGAGGAAUAUUCGGGCGCCAGAGUUUUUGAAAAAGGUCGACGGCGGAGGGACGGGCGGGUUGGUGGUGGAUUCGGGUACAACGUUCACGAUGCUCCCCGCCGGUUUGUACAACUCCGUGGUGGCGGAGUUCGAGAAUCGGGUCGGGCGGGUUCACGAGCGGGCGCGGGAAAUCGAGGGGAACACCGGGUUGAGCCCGUGUUAUUAUUUGAACGACGCCGUUGCGAGCGUACCCAGCCUUGUGUUGCAUUUCUCAGGGAACGGAUCGAGUGUGGUGAUGCCCAGGAAGAACUAUUUCUACGAGUUCGUGGACGGUGGGAAUGGGAAGAAGGGGAAGCGGAAGGUUGGGUGUUUGAUGCUGAUGAACGGUGGAGAUGAGGAGGAGCUGAGCGGCGGGCCGGGGGCUACUUUGGGGAAUUACCAACAGCAAGGGUUUGAGGUGGUUUAUGAUUUGGAGAAGAGCAAGGUUGGGUUUGGUAGAAGGGAGUGCGCAUCUUUGUGGGAGACCUUGAACCAAGGCUAGUGGGAGGGUUGACUGUUUGGAAAGGGUGCAUGGAAGCAAGGAUGAGGUUGAGAGCAGGGAAUUGUUCUGAGAUGUGGUUAAGUGAGUAAAUGGAAGCGGGGACAAAUUGUACUUCUUAUUUUUACCGCUCAUCAACAUUUUUGUACAUGGGGGGAAGGAAAGGUAUGGUGUAUAUAGAAAUAGAAGUAAAGUGGGAUGUGAGAAGGUAAAAAGUAGAAGUACAGUGGUGCAAAAAAUGUCAUUUUGUGUAAACUCCUGUGAUGAAAUGUUUUGAUCAAUUGAUUAGGUGAAGGUGAAUGUAAAUAAUUGUUAUGUGUAAAAUUAUUAAUGAGUU
Molecule: messenger RNA, 1934 nt
Organism: Linum tenue
Lineage: Eukaryota; Viridiplantae; Streptophyta; Magnoliopsida; Malpighiales; Linaceae
Source: the annotation of a GenBank genome assembly